Molecule: messenger RNA, 3886 nt
Organism: Sander lucioperca (pikeperch)
Lineage: Eukaryota; Metazoa; Chordata; Actinopteri; Perciformes; Percidae
Product: B-cell receptor CD22-like
Exons: 14
Coding region: 440-3448 (1002 amino acids)
Source: RefSeq, a predicted model, not a curated record
GUCUCCUUAGGAACUUGGUUUAAUUGUGCACUGUUGAGAGGAUUGCUAAAACAUUGUUUAAGACACUGGCUUGUGCCUGCAUUUACAAAAAAGGAAGACAUGAGAAAUAAUCUUGUUAGUGUUGAAGAGGUGGUGUGGAUGACACCGGUUUGGUCGCAGCAGGUCACAAAACUGGUGUCUUUUUCUGCAAAACAACAAACAAGUCAUUGUCUUUGUAAUGUACUGGCACCUGGUCCACUGUGUGUAUUAAUAAUGUGAAGAGGAAGGAAGUCUAGUGGGUUUUAACACUAUCUGCUUUCUGUCUCCUGCUUACUCUCAUACCCAGAGAGGAACGUUGCAGUUCAAGAGAACUUCCUUAUAUAUUGAAAGUAGAAUGCUUCAAUGUGACUAAUCUAUAUCUUGUGUACAUUUGUCUUUUGUCCCUCACUGAAGCCACACGAUGAGAGGAGCAGCUAUGAGUUCAACAGCAGCAGCGAGGGGUUUUGUUGUCUUCCUUCUCUCUGUGCCAGUAAUGCAGGGUCAGAACUGGAGAGUGACUUACAAUCUUACUGAGAUCUGUGCCUUAAAGGGAUCAACAGUGGAAAUAAGCUGCACCUACAGAUACCCAUCCAGAAUAAAUGGCCGUGAAACUACAGUGGAAAAAACAAUUUGGUUUACUCAAGUAAGUGAUAGUGAGCCUGUGGAUCUGAGAACAGACUCAGAGUAUUCAGGCCGUGUGCAGUCUCACUGCGGUAAGAACAGUUGCACUCUGAGAAUCUCAGACCUGAGAGAGAGAGACUCAGCUGAGUACAAGUUCAUGUUCACAACAAACCUACCAGAUGGGAGUGUUGCUGGUGAACCUGGAGUCACUUUGUCUGUCACAGAUCCAGAUCUACGGGUUCAGGUGAAACCAAUAGUCCACCAGGGUUAUACCAAGGCAGAGCUGAAGUGUCACAGCCCUUGUCGUCUCCCUGACCAUCCUUCCUACAUCUGGUACAAGAGUGGACAAGAAAUUGAGGCAGAAACAUCUUCUUUAAAAAUCUCCUUUGAGUUGACAGACAGCUAUUCCUGUGCUCUUAAAGGACGUGAGGAUUUCCCCUCUCCUUCAGUGUGUGUCUAUGGUCAGCACUGCCACAGAGUGCUGUACGCUGACAGAAGCAUCUGUGCCUUCAAAGGCUCAUCAGUGGACAUUUAUUGCAUGUUCAGCAGUUAUGAAUCUAUCACAUCUAAAUUCUGGUUCAGUCCUGAACGUAGUCAUCAGUGGCAGAGUGCUUCCCAGCCUGAGGACCUUAGUACAGACUCCCAGUAUACAGGUCGUGUUCAGGUCAUUGAAACAUGGAGAGGACGCUCCACUCUGAGAAUCUCUGACCUGAGAGAGAGAGACUCAGCUGAGUAUCACUUCAAAUUCAUAACACCAAACUUUGAAUGGAGGAGUAGUUUACCUGGUACAACUCUGACUGUCACAGAUCCAGAUAUGCAGGUGCAGGUGAGGAGAUCAUUGUAUACUUCCUGGGCAGAACUGAAGUGUCACAGCCGUUGUCAUCUACCUGAUCAUUCUUCCUAUAUCUGGUACAAGAACGGACAGAAAGUUCAGAAAAAAACAUCUUGUUUUUAUUCUGGCUAUAGCUUUGGUUCUGCAGACAGCUAUUCGUGUGCUGUAAAAGGACAUGAGGAUUUCCCCUCUCCUUCAGAGUGUGUCCAUGGUCAAUCCUGCAACAGAGUGACGUACACUGACAGCAGCAUCUGCGCCUCCAAAGGCUCUUCAGUGAACAUUUCUUGCAUGUACAACAGUUACCAAGAUCAAGUUAAAUCUACAUUCUGGUUCAGUCGUGAGUGUAAUCAUCAGUGGCAGAAUCCUUCCCAGCCUGAAGACCUUAGUGAAGACUCCCAGUAUACAGGUCAUGUUCAUGUAGAAACAGAGAGAGGACGCUCCACUCUGAGAAUCUCUGACCUGAGAGAGAGAGACUCAGCUGAGUAUCACUUCAAAUUCAUAACACCAAACUUUGAAUGGAGGAGUAGUUUACCUGGAACAACUCUGACUGUCACAGCUCUCCGGGUUAAGGUGAACAGAAACAUAGUCUACCCUUCUUAUACCUAUGCAGAGCUGACGUGUCACAGCAGCUGCAGUCCAGCUGAUGGGCUUUCCUACGUCUGGUUCAAGAAUGGAGCGAGAAUCAUGAAGGAGGAAAGUUCUUCAUAUAAAGACCGGUUUUAUCUCGGAGACAUCAUCUCCUGUGCUUUAAAAGGACAUGACAAUUACAGAUCUUUGGCAGUGUAUGCUUUGAAGGUUCCCUCUGUGUCAGUGAGUCCCUUUGGUGAAAUCAUGGAGGGCACUUCGGUGACUUUGACCUGCAGCAGUGAUGCUAAUCCAGCAGCUACUUAUACCUGGUACAAGGAGAACCAAAAACUUCUUAACAAAGAACCACAGCUUGUCUUCAGUUCCAUCCAGUCCUGUGACUCUGGAGAAUAUUACUGUGCAGCUGAAAACGAGCUGGGAAAGAGGACAUCUGAAUACAUCUUUAUUAAUGUGAAAUAUGCUCCAAAGCUUCCCUCUGUGUCAGUGAGUCCCUCUGCUGAGAUAGUGGAGGGCAGUUCAGUGACUCUGACCUGUAGCAGUGAUGCUAACCCAGCAGCUAACUACACCUGGUACAAGGAGAACCAAACACUGCUUCAAGGACCAGAAGACAUCUAUCAUUUCCCCUCCGUCAGUUCUGAGGACAGAGGGAGCUACCACUGCAAGUCUGAGAAUCAACACGGAGAGUUAGCCUCUAAGUCUGUAUUUAUAGAUGUUCAGUAUGGUCCAAAGCUUCCCUCUGUGUCAGUGAGUCCCUCUGCUGAGAUAGUGGAGGGCAGUUCAGUGACUCUGACCUGUAGCAGUGAUGCUAACCCAGCAGCUAACUACACCUGGUACAAGGAGAAUGAAGACUCACCAAAAGCAUCAGGACAGAUCUUCACCAUCACUGACUUCAGAGCUGAACACAGUGGGAAUUAUUACUGUGAAGCCCAGAACAGAAGAGGACGUCAGAACUCCACCUUACAUCUGAUUGUUGUAGAAGGAGCAUGGAAAUCAUCAGCCGUUGGAACAACCACUGCUGUUGUCCUGGCUGUCAUACUGCUCUCUGUUUUUAUGUUGGCUAGAAAGAAGAGUGCUUCCAAGCAAUCACCUGAGUCUAAAGAGAGACCAAAACCCAGGGAACAGUAUCUAACUACUCAGAGACAGCUGGACAAUAGGCAGGAGGACCUUCACUAUGCCAGUGUCCAGUUCUCCAAGAACCAGCCAGAUUCUCUCUACAUCAGACCAGCUCGGCUCCACAGAGAGGAGGAGGAAGAGAGCAUUGUGUACGCUGCCGUCACAUUUAAGAGAAGUCAGAAGUCAGACGGGGAGGAUUCAGCUGCAUUGUACAGCACAAUCAACAAAACACCUGCUGAACACAGAAGGAAUCUCCAGCCUGCUAUUUAUAUUGAGUAGUUUGUUUAUUUAAGCAGGUAACCACUGAUCGUAUAUAUUUCUUUGUGAAAAUACAGCAAUACAUUUCAAAUUUACAAACUUAAACAGACUCUCACAGCCAAAACAGGCUGGCUUUAAAACAAUACCAAAAUUACUUAAUGCCUUUUAUUGUGACAUAAUUUAUAUUCCAUGUUUUUGGGAGUCUAAUUAUUUAGAAGUACUUUCAUACUAUACUUUCAUACUUUCUUGUAUGAAACCUUGGUCAACCUUUUCAUUAGAAAUGAGUAUGUCUUUGUGAGGCACUUUGGUGCAAAACUUGUUUGCUGUUAAGUGCUCUAUAAAUGAAAUAAACUUGUUUGUUGAUAAUGAAGAUGGGGUCUUUUGCUACAGUUUGUUGUAUUAAUCCAUCCUUUUAUCAACAAUAUGUUGUACUUGAGCUCAUUUUACAGACGCAAUGCC